Messenger RNA from Cricetulus griseus (Chinese hamster), 1582 nucleotides. NCBI's taxonomy places the organism in Eukaryota, Metazoa, Chordata, Mammalia, Rodentia, Cricetidae. The record is from RefSeq and is a predicted model, not a curated record.
UUGUCUGCCCUACAGGAUGCAGUCCCUGAGCCUGUCCUGGCUGGGCAUGGGUCCAGUGCUGGCCUCCUCAUGGCAUCUUCUGCUGCUCUUCGGGGCUUCUUGGCUCGUGGCGAGAAUUCUGGCCUGGACUUACUCCUUCUAUGAGAAAUGCGCUCGCCUUAGAUGCUUCCCUCAGGCCCCUAAGCGGAACUGGUUUUUGGGUCACCUGGGCACGAUCCAGAACAAUGAGGAAGGCAUGAGGAUGGUGACUGAAAUGGGCAAGACCUUCCGAGAUGUCCAACUCUGUUGGCUGGGUCCUGUCAUCCCUGUUCUAAAGCUCGUUGACCCUGCAUUCAUUGCCCCGCUGCUCCAGGCUCCAGCUUUGGUGGCCCCCAAGGACAUGACUUUCUUAGGCUUCCUGAAGCCCUGGCUGGGGGAUGGGCUCUUCCUGAGUUCAGGUGACAAGUGGAGCCAACGUCGUCGUCUGCUGACACCAGCCUUCCACUUUGACAUCCUGAAGCCCUAUGUGAAGAUUUUUAACAAGAGUGUGAACAUCAUGCAUGCUAAGUGGAAGCGCCUGGCCUCGGAAGGCAACGCCUGUCUGGAAAUGUUUGAGAACAUCAGCCUCAUGACCCUGGACAGUCUGCAGAAAUGCCUCUUUGGAUUGGACAGCAACUGUCAGGAGUCUCCCAGUGAAUACAUUGCUGCCAUCUUGGAGCUCAGUGCCCUGGUAGCAAAAAAGUACCAGCAGGUCUUCCUGUAUGUGGACUUCCUGUACUACCUCACUGCUGAUGGGAGGCGCUUCCACAAGGCCUGUGACCUGGUGCAUGACUUCACAGAUGCUGUCAUCAGGGAGAGACGCCACAUCCUCUCUAGCCAAAGUGUUGAUGAGUUCCUGAAGUCCAAGGCUAAGUCUAAGACCUUGGACUUCAUCGAUGUGCUCCUGUUAGCCAAGGAUGAACAUGGAAAGGAGCUGUCAGAUGAGGACAUCCGGGCAGAGGCUGACACCUUCAUGUUUGGAGGCCAUGACACCACAGCCAGUGGGCUCUCCUGGACACUGUACAACCUGGCGAAGCACCCAGAAUACCAGGAGCGCUGCCGGCAGGAGGUGCAGGAGCUGCUGAGGGACCGAGAGCCUCAGGAGAUUGAAUGGGACGACCUGGCCCAGCUGCCCUUCCUCACCAUGUGCAUCAAGGAGAGUCUGCGGCUGCACCCUCCGGUUACAGACCUGGUCCGGGGCUGCAUCCAGGACAUUGUGUUGCCUGAUGGUCGAAUCAUCCCCAAAGGGAGCGCGUGUGUCAUCAGCAUUUUCGGAGUGCAUCAUAACCCUUCAGUCUGGCCAGACCCUGAGAUCUAUGACCCCUUCCGCUUUGACCCAGAAAACCCUCAGAAGAGAUCACCUCUGUCUUUUAUUCCCUUUUCUGCCGGGCCCAGGAACUGCAUAGGACAGACUUUCGCCGUGAACGAGAUGAAGGUGGCGCUGGCGCUGACCCUGCUGCGUUUCCGCGUCCUGCCCGACAAGGAGCCGCGCAGGCAGCCUGAGCUGAUCCUGCGAGCCGAGGGCGGGCUGUGGCUGCGGAUGGAGCCGCUGAGCUCGCAGUGA